Molecule: messenger RNA, 1057 nt
Organism: Panicum virgatum (switchgrass)
Lineage: Eukaryota; Viridiplantae; Streptophyta; Magnoliopsida; Poales; Poaceae
Exons: 1
Coding region: 252-641 (129 amino acids)
Source: RefSeq, a predicted model, not a curated record
CUGCUCACGGCGGGCGCCUCCCAGCAUUGACCGGCCCACACUCUCCGGCUCCGACCACGUGGUCGUCGCCUCGCCCGCCACCACCUCCCUCUUCUUCCACGAUCCAUCCAUCCACAUCCACGCGCACCCCGGCCGUAUAUAUCCAUCCAUCUCCACCCGCCCGACCUCAUUCAUCCUCUGCUCUCCGCCGAUAAAUCCUCCUCCUCUGCUCCCUCCUGCUCUCUCCUCGCCGCCACCUUACUCCGAAUUCGAUGGACCUGCAUGCGGAGCUGCGGCGCCCGGCGGCGCCCCACGAGGCGGCGCUGAGGGCCGUGCAGAAGCCGCCCGCCAAGCCCUGGCGCGGGGGAGCCGGAGCCGCCGCCACCGCGGCCCCGCCCCCGCCGCCCAAGGUGUACCGCGUCGAGCCCCGGGAGUUCCGGGACCUCGUGCAGAGGCUCACCGGCGCGCCGCCCGCGGCCACGGCCAGGGGCGGCGUGGCGCCGCGGCCGCAGCAUCAGCAUCAGCUGGCGACGGCGGUGCAGCCGCAGCAGCCGGUGGCCGUUCGCGCUUCAGGGGACCACCAGCAGCAGCUUUACGGCUCGCCGUGGUUCUCGUUCCCGCUAGCCGGGGUGGACGGCGCCAACGCCGGCGGACUCAUGUAGUCACCUACCUCUGCCUGGUGGUGAAGCAUGCAUCAAGGGAAGACAAGGGACGGGAUGCAGCAAAUCAAAGCUUUCUCCUUAAUUUUUUCUUGGUUAUUACAGUAGUUUGUUUCUGAAACAAGGAAGGGAAUCGAAGAGCAUACAAGAAUCAACAGCAGCAGUCACCACACCAACACGCUGGCAAUUAGGCAGGGCAGGCAGACACAUAGAUGAAUUUAUUAAUGAUGUUGAAUAAUAAUGUCAGUAUAUAGUACUAGCUAAUAGUUAGUUACUCUGUUAAUUACAACUACCAGCAGUAAGUACCGGUGUUCAUAGACAGUCUUCGUAUCACUGUAACAAGUGUGAUGGAAAAAUAUUGAGAUAUAUGUUGGUGUUGCAGUCCAGCUGCCUGCUGAAUAACAUAAAGUCUUUUCAAA